Molecule: messenger RNA, 2967 nt
Organism: Tetranychus urticae (two-spotted spider mite)
Lineage: Eukaryota; Metazoa; Arthropoda; Arachnida; Trombidiformes; Tetranychidae
Gene: wnd
Product: Mitogen-activated protein kinase kinase kinase 13 wallenda
Biological process (GO): protein phosphorylation
Cellular component (GO): cytoplasm
Molecular function (GO): protein serine/threonine kinase activity; ATP binding
Source: RefSeq, a predicted model, not a curated record
ACCAUCUAGCGGAAUUUUACUUUAGCUGUUAUCAAAAUGUCUUUGUUCUGUAGGACCUAAGGCUAAUUGAUUGUCUUUAAUUUUAAUAAGUUGUAUAGUGCUUCAUAUUUUUUCAAUUAAUUAAUUGUUUAUGAAGUGUACUUUUCAUUAAUUAUCCAAAAUAAAAGAUCUAAAGUUUGGCGGUGAAGGCAUUUAUAUGUAUCACAUGUUUUGACCAACUGAAAACCAAAGGAUUUGUGUGUCAACAUUUAAAAGACUGGAAAAGGUAAAACAAUUUGGCCAACGAUACUGAAUAGUUUAAAAAUGGAGGAACCUAGCCCAAGUGAAUCUGAUCAGGAUAUCAAUCAUGUUACAAGUUCUGCAUCAUCUUAUGAAAAGCCUUUAACACGGAAACCUAGCAUAAGCCGUUCUAUGCCUGAUAUAACAAGGGACACUCCAGAUGAUAUGCGUCUUGAAACCCUUAGAGAUUCUAAACGAAAACCUUUGGUUUUUGAGCGGCUCAACGUUGCUUCACCUGCAUUUAACGGAAUAAUCGCCAAAGGUCAACCUAUGAUUAAACAACAAUUACCUGAGUUCAAUUUUUGUAAUUCACCUGGAACAAGUGAUGGUUUCAGCAAACCAUUCAAUCGCUGGUUUGGUGGUUUUUUCGGCUGUAUCAUGAAUGCCAUUGGCAAAGGUACCAGCAAAGACAAGAAAAUUGAUGAUUGGGAAAUUCCUAUCCAAAGAAUGCAAGAUCUUCAACUGAUAGGCAGUGGUGCGCAAGGAGCAGUGUUUUUUGGUAGACUCGAGGGCCAACCAGUUGCUGUUAAAAAGGUCCGUGAAAAAGUAGAUACUGAUAUCAAACAUCUUCGAAAACUUGACCAUCCCAAUAUAGUUGCCUUCAAGGGAGUUUGCACACAACCAGGAUGUUAUUGUAUCAUAAUGGAAUAUUGCCCAAACGGUCAACUUUACGAUAUACUUAAGAUUCGCAAAAUUCCUCCCAAUACUGUGGUUGAUUGGAGUCGACAAAUAGCUUCUGGGAUGAAUUAUUUGCAUCAGCGUAAAAUCAUCCAUAGAGACUUGAAAUCACCAAACGUUUUAAUGAGCAGCAACAAUGUUUUAAAAAUAUCAGAUUUUGGUAAUAGUCGUCUUUGGGAUGAUAAAAGCAUGAAAAUGUCUUUCGCUGGGACGGUCUCUUGGAUGGCUCCAGAAGUGAUUAGGAACGAAAGAUGUUCUGAAAAAGUAGAUGUCUGGUCUUAUGGAGUUGUUAUUUGGGAAAUUUUGACUAGAGAAAUUCCUUACAAAGAUGUUGAUUCAUCAGCAAUUAUGUGGGGAGUUGGAAAUACAAGUCUACAUUUACCAGUGCCAACAACUUGUCCUGAUGGGUUAAAACUUUUAUUAAAUCAAUGUUGGAAACAGAAACCAGCUAAUCGGCCAACUUUCGCACAAAUUUUAGAUCAUUUAGACAUUGCUGCUAAUGAAAUAAUCAGCAUUGGAAACGAAAAAUUCUAUCAGAUGCAAGCUACUUGGAAAGAGGAAAUUGAUCUUUAUGUUUCACACAUUAAAAGGGUCUCAGGACAAAUAAGUCCAUUCUCUAGUGAUGACGAAUUGGAUCUAACCCGUAAAAGAGAAGAGGAAACACAGGCAGCUUUAGAAGAGAAACGAUUAUAUGAGAAAAAAUUGGAAAAUGUCAACAAUCUUUAUCUUGAACUUCAAGCAGUUUACCUUCAACUAGAGCAGCGAGAAAAACAAAUAAGACAAAAGGAGACGUUGAUAAAAAAAUGUAAAGCUCAUUAUGAUCAAUGUAUCUCAGAAAAAGUUGAUCGAAUCUUGCACGUCUUGGAUAAUGAGCCUCCUGAAAAUCCAGAUGACUUAAAGAAAAUUAUAAAAAUGGAAAUUAUAAGUUUAAAGACGAGUUUAGAAAGGUUCAAAGAAUCAAACGAUUCACCUGACACUUUUAAAUCAAAUCACAGUCACGAGACUAAUCCAAAUGACUGAUACAAAGGACAAAAAAUAUGCAAAUCAACUAGGUAUACCUCUAAAUCCUGUGAAUUAAUAUCACUCUCAACUCGCUUUUUAUUUACCAAGAGCAAUCUAAUUCAAAUGUGAUCUUUUUAAAUGUGAUUAUCCUUGCCUUUAUUAGAGGUCUGGAUGUGAUGGCUCUAUCAACAAACCUUGGGUGUCAAGAUUUUAUUGAUUUGAUAAUCUACAAUACAUACAAUGCCAAAAGAUCUCCCCAUCACCCUUUCACCACAUCACCUUCUCGUCUUCUCUCACUUCUCAUCCAUCUCUCAAAUUUCACAUACUCAUUUAGAUUACAAAUUAUUAUGGUUAUAUGAAAAUAGAAAAUGCAGCUCAUCUCGCAAUAUUUUUCUUAGUUCUCAUCGAUAUCAACUCUAAAUUAAUUGAAACAACUUUUUUAUAAUUUUAAUGAAUACAAAUAUGUUGUCUCAAUCGACAGUAUUAACAAGAAAAGUGAAACAAUCAAUGCUCUCUCCCUCUUUUCCUGUAAUUCAAAAUUUGAGGUAAAAGAUGAAUAUUUUCAGCACUUAUAUCAAUUACUAGGUAUAACUUAAACUGUAAUUCCCCUCAAAGUCGAACCCUUUCUCAUUUAUCUUAUCUCAUUUGAUGCAUUCAUUCCAUCAAUCUUUAUACUCAAUGAAAUUUACAUUUACAUUUAUUCCCUCCCAAAGAAAUAUUAUUUCUGAUAUGUUUACUUUGAUUAUGCUUCAAAUUGUGAUUUAACAGCAUUCUUCAACCAAAUUGACACAAAACAACUCAUUUUUCGCCUUUCGCUCUCACCAACAUUACUUUAAAUGCUUUUCAACUUCACCAUUACAAAAUCUCGCUGACACUUUUUGUCACAGAUUAGUUAAAUAUUCACCUGUUGACUUACAAUAAACAGUAAUUUAACUUUGCUGAAAAGGAAAUGCGAAUGUGUUUGUGUACAUAUUGUAAUUUAAAUAAAUAAAUUUUAAUUUUGAUUAA